This is a messenger RNA of Pseudozyma hubeiensis SY62, 789 nucleotides long. RefSeq lists its product as hypothetical. The record is from RefSeq and is a predicted model, not a curated record. The coding region runs from base 1 to 789 and encodes 262 amino acids. Gene Ontology annotation, biological process: protein acetylation. NCBI's taxonomy places the organism in Eukaryota, Fungi, Basidiomycota, Ustilaginomycetes, Ustilaginales, Ustilaginaceae. The transcript is spliced from 2 exons. Gene Ontology annotation, molecular function: N-acetyltransferase activity.
AUGAAGAUCAAUCGUGCUACGGUGCUGGUGGGCCGUAAGGUGGUGCUGGUCCCCUACCGUAAGCAGCAUGUGCCUCGCUAUCACGAAUGGAUGAAGGAUUCGACGAUCCAAGAGCAAACGGCUUCCGAGCCGCUUUCGCUCCAAGAAGAAUACGAGAUGCAGCAGUCGUGGGCGAUCGAUGAGGACAAGCUCACCUUCAUCAUCCUUGCACGACCCGAAGGUUUACAAAGCGAAGCAGGUGCGGAAGAGAUGAUCUCAGCAUGCAAGAUGGUCGGUGAUGUCAACAUCUUUUUCAAUCCGCGGCAUGAUGAGGAUGAGGAAGACCAAGAUGCGCCGACACAAGGCAAGCAGCAAGACCUCCCGCAAAGCAUGGCUUUCGACGCCGAGUGUGAGAUCAUGAUCGCAGAGCACGACUACCGUCGCAAAGGCAUCGCGCGCGAGGCAUUGCAGAUGAUGAUCUCCUUCGUCACAUCGGAUCCGACUCCGAAGGCUUCAUCACCAUCAGAUACAUCAGCAGGUAGCUCUACCGCUGACCCCGACGCAUCUUCCACCGCUUCGCAAGACCGGGAAAUCCACUGCACCCUGCCGAUACCCUUCGAGUGGCUCACCUGCAAAAUCUCUCUCAGCAACGACCCCUCUAUCAACCUGUUCGAGUCGCUCGGCUUCACCCGCCACAAGGUCAGCCAAGUCUGGAAAGAAGUCGAGAUGCGAUUCACCAGCAGCGAUGUGACGCUCGUUCAGCAGUGCCACUCGUCGAUCGAACAGGGUCUCUUUUGGCCGCAAGAAUAG